AUGAUCCCCAAGACUAUGAAGGCCCUCCGGCUUGUCCAGUACAGCUCCCAAUACAAGCUAGAAGACAUACCAGUGCCCUCUAUUGGUGACAAUGAGCUGUUAGUUAAGGUUGGAGCGGCGGGAUUCUGUCACACGGAUUAUCAAGUCUAUAAAGGGGAGUAUAAGUCGCCGACUCCCAUGACUCCGUCCCACGAACCGGUUGGCACCAUUGUCGCCGUGGGUGCAAAUGCUCCUCCUGUGUGGAAGACUGGCCAACGGAUCGGAUUGCUCAAUUUCCGACAUGGAUGUAAUAGCUGCAUUGGCUGUGAGGUGUCUCGUGACCCCUUGCGGCCCCUGGAACCGGACAUCCGCUUCUGCGAAAACAAAGAUAUGGCGGGCAUUCGCGCUGAUGGCGGCUUUGCAGAAUACGUUGUGGCGGACCCUGCGACUUCUGUGCAUUUGCCAGACGGCCUUUCUUUUGAACAGGCAGCACCGCUGAUGUGCGCUGGAGCGACUGUGUGGACGGGCCUCGAUGAAGCGUCCGUGAAGCCAGAUCUCCCAAUCGGAGUGGUUGGCAUCGGCGGAUUGGGCUGUUUGGCGCUGCAGUUUGCAGCAGCUCUCGGACACCCGGUUGUUGCAAUCGAUAAUCGCGCCGAAGGCCUGCAGGUAGCCCAAGAGGUUCCUGAACAUCUGAGACCGGGAGGAGUUAUCGAUUACAAUGCGCCUGAGGCAACCAGAGAAGUUAUCAGUUUUGCCGGAGGUGGCGGUCUUGCUGGCAUUCUUGUUUGCACUGAUAGCAUCGAGGCGACUGAGUGGAGCUUGAAAGUACUCCGACCACAUGGAGUCUGCGUUCCAUUCGGACUUCCUGAAGAAGGGUUUAAGUUCUCGGCAUUCGAUAUUGUCUUCAAGACGUUGGUGAUCAGAGGGAGUCUUUUGGCCAAUCAGCGGCUAGUCUCUGAUAUGAUGCAGUUGGUUGCUGACAAGGGUGUGCAAUCCCAUGUGCAGACGAUGAGCCUGGAGGAAGGUACAAAUCUGCCGGACCGGUACAUGAAUCCACACUUGAAGGGUCGUUUGGUAGUGACUAUGUAG
Molecule: messenger RNA, 1068 nt
Organism: Penicillium egyptiacum
Lineage: Eukaryota; Fungi; Ascomycota; Eurotiomycetes; Eurotiales; Aspergillaceae
Source: the annotation of a GenBank genome assembly